Trichobilharzia regenti is the source of this 393-nucleotide messenger RNA. NCBI's taxonomy places the organism in Eukaryota, Metazoa, Platyhelminthes, Trematoda, Strigeidida, Schistosomatidae. The record is from the annotation of a GenBank genome assembly.
AUGUUCGGCUUGGGAUCUGCCCCUCCUAAACAUGAUCCACCAGCCUCGAUGGAACCAUACGAUCUUGGAAGAGACGGGGAUUUGGGUGCUCUCAGUAACGCCCAACAAGGGGCGACAAAUAAACUCAAGACUCAAACACGGUUAAGUAAUGAACAGUAUUUGCGGCAACACCCGGAAGUGAAGUACAUGGUGACAGCAUUUUUGAGGGAUAUAUUGACUAAACAGCCUGAAAAUGCCCGGGAACACUUCGCUGACCUUUUAAAAAACAUCAAGACAGUCGAAAAAGAGUAUUCGGAGAUGUAUCACGAUGAUGGCGUCAUACGUUCUCUUGCUAAAGAAGAUCUUGAUUCGGAGGAGUUCUGUAAAUACGAUUGUAAUUAUAAUCUGUAUUGA